GACAGUGGGCAAGGACCUGACGGAAGGAGUCGAGGGAGGCUUCAGAACAGCCCAAGUAGCCAGAUGGCUGGAGGCGUGGAGAGCUAUAAGUGGCGGGGCCGGGGCCUCUGCCUGGGUCUCCAGCCAUGGUCCUCGCAGGGCUGCUGCUGCUGCUCACCCUGCUAGCCGGCGCUCACCUGCUGUGGGGCCGGUGGAAGCUCAGAAACCUCCACCUCCCACCUCUGGUCCCCGGCUUCCUGCACCUGCUGCAGCCCAACCUCCCCAUCCAUCUGCUGAGCCUGACUCAGAAACUCGGGCCUGUCUACAGGCUUCGCCUUGGGCUGCAAGAGGUUGUGGUGCUGAACUCCAAGAGGACCAUCGAGGAGGCUAUGAUCAGGAAGUGGGUGGAUUUUGCCGGCAGACCCCAGAUACCAUCCUACAAGCUGGUGUCUCAGCGCUGCCAGGACAUCUCUCUGGGGGACUAUUCUCUGCUCUGGAAGGCUCACAAGAAACUCACUCGCUCAGCCUUGCUGCUGGGUAUCCGCAGCUCCAUGGAGCCCUGGGUGGAGCAGCUGACCCAGGAGUUCUGCGAGCGCAUGAGAGUCCAAGCUGGUGCCCCCGUGACCAUCCAGAAGGAAUUCUCUCUCCUCACCUGCAGCAUCAUCUGUUACCUCACUUUUGGAGAUAAGGAGGACACCUUAGUACAUGCCUUUCACGACUGUGUUCAGGACUUGAUGAAGACCUGGGACCACUGGUCCAUCCAGAUUUUGGACCUGGUUCCUUUUCUCAGGUUCUUCCCCAACCCUGGGCUCUGGAGGCUGAAACAGGCCAUAGAGAACAGGGACCACAUGGUGGAGAAGCAGCUGAGGCGCCACAAGGAGAGCAUGGUGGCUGGCCAGUGGAGGGAUAUGAUGGACUACAUGCUCCAGGGGGUAGGGAGGCAAAGAGUAGAAGAGGGCCCGGGACAGCUCCUGGAAGGACACGUGCACAUGUCUGUGGUGGACCUUUUCAUCGGGGGCACUGAAACCACGGCGAGCACCCUCUCCUGGGCUGUGGCGUUCCUGCUUCACCACCCUGAGAUUCAGCGCCGCCUUCAGGAGGAGUUGGAUCGUGAGCUGGGCCCCGGAGCCUCGUGCUCCCGAAUCACUUACAAGGACCGCGCUCGGUUGCCUCUGCUCAACGCCACCAUCGCGGAGGUGCUGCGCCUGCGGCCGGUCGUGCCCCUGGCCUUGCCUCACCGCACCACGCGGCCUAGCAGCAUCUUCGGCUACGACAUCCCUGAGGGCAUGGUCGUUAUCCCCAACCUCCAAGGUGCCCACCUGGACGAGACCGUCUGGGAGCAGCCGCACGAGUUUCGGCCGGACCGCUUCCUGGAGCCGGGCGCGAACCCCAGCGCGCUGGCGUUUGGCUGCGGGGCGCGCGUGUGCCUGGGCGAGUCGCUGGCGCGCCUGGAGCUCUUCGUGGUGCUCCUGCGACUGCUGCAGGCCUUCACGCUGCUGCCGCCGCCCGUGGGCGCCCUGCCGUCGCUGCAGCCGGAUCCCUACUGCGGCGUCAACCUCAAGGUCCAGCCUUUCCAGGUGCGGCUGCAGCCCCGGGGGGUGGAGGACGGGGCCUGGGAGAGCGCCAGUGCCCAGUGA
Messenger RNA from Dama dama (fallow deer), 1616 nucleotides. Its product is annotated as steroid 21-hydroxylase. The coding region runs from base 126 to 1616 and encodes 496 amino acids. NCBI's taxonomy places the organism in Eukaryota, Metazoa, Chordata, Mammalia, Artiodactyla, Cervidae. Gene Ontology annotation, biological process: hormone biosynthetic process; progesterone metabolic process. Gene Ontology annotation, molecular function: steroid 17-alpha-monooxygenase activity; iron ion binding; heme binding. The transcript has 10 exons. The record is from RefSeq and is a predicted model, not a curated record.